Sphenostylis stenocarpa is the source of this 1464-nucleotide messenger RNA. Lineage: Eukaryota; Viridiplantae; Streptophyta; Magnoliopsida; Fabales; Fabaceae. The record is from the annotation of a GenBank genome assembly.
AUGAUGAGGGUAGGAGUGUUUUGUGGGGAACUAGGUUUUCGUACCCCUCCUCCUCCCACUCUCUAUUUAUCUCAUGGCAAAGAUUCUACACUUUCAUAUACACAUAAACAUCCUUCUCCUCCUAUAUCUCCAAACUAUGCUACUUACAACAAACCAUUUGUUGCUUCUGCUUCUUCAGCUCCAUCACUUAGCGGUUCAGGAGCUGAAUAUUCCGAACAGUUGGUGGACGUGGGAGCCAAAAAGAAAAAGAAAGGGAUAGCAGGCAUAGAUCAGGGGGAAUUAAUGGAUCCAAAGCUUUUGGCUGAUCUAGACAGUUGUUUUUGUGAGUUCAAUGGAGUGCAUAUACACCACAAGAUAUGUGAUGCGGAAUCCCAAACACAAAGCACGUUCCAGAGUCAGACUGUUUCUCAUCAAAUCAAGAAGCUAGGCUAUCCUAUGAUCCUCUUGCAUGGGUUUGGAGCUUCAGUUUUCUCAUGGAAACACGUUAUGAAGCCUUUGGCAGAGGUUGCUGGUUCAAAAGUUCUUGCUUUUGAUAGGCCAGCCUUCGGAUUGACAUCAAGGGUAAAUUUAUCUAAGCAUCCUUCUGCUGAAACGGAAGACACAAAACCUUUAAAUGCAUACUCAAUGGCAUUUUCCGUGCUUGCUACCCUGCACUUCAUUAAAUUGUUAAAUGCUGAGAAGGUGAUUCUAAUGGGGCACUCAGCUGGUUCACUUGUAGCAGUUAAUACAUAUUUUGAAGCUCCUGAGCGUGUUGCGGCUCUGAUCCUAGUUGCCCCAGCAAUUUUUGCCCCACUUACUACACCAAAAGUUGUAAAAGGAAAUCAAUCAAGGCAUGAUAACCAAACGAAAGAAGAAGACAGUUCUAUCAGAAAAAAUCCAAUUUUGGGGCUUUACGAGAUGUUGUCCAAGAUUGCCAAGUACAUUGCAGAGGCAAUAACACAGAUGAUGAAGUGGACAAUAGAUAUCCUCAACUCCUUGUAUAGGAAAUUGUUAUCAGCUAUCCUUCGUUCUUCCCUAGCAAUAAUGCUGGUAAGAAUGGUAAUUGAUAAGUUUGGUACUGCUGCAGUUCGAAAUGCAUGGUAUGACCCAAAGCAGGUCUCUGAGCAUGUACUUAGUGGUUAUACAAGGCCUUUAAGGGCUAAGGAUUGGGAUAGGGCACUGGUGGAAUACACUGCAGCAAUGCUUCUGGAUGAGGAAUAUAAAACCAAGACACCACUUUCUAAAAGGCUUCACGAAAUAUCAUGUCCUGUUCUGAUUGUAACUGGUGAUACUGACCGACUAGUCCCUUCAUGGAAUGCUGAGAGACUUUCACGAGUUAUACCAGGAGCAUCAUUCAAAGUAAUUAAGCAAUGUGGCCAUCUUCCCCAUGAAGAAAAAGUGGAGGAAUUCAUUUCAAUUGUUGAAAACUUCCUAAGAAGUUUAGUGGGUGAUUCAAACGAACAAUGUCUACAACAAGCUAUUUGA